Rubroshorea leprosula is the source of this 535-nucleotide messenger RNA. The record is from the annotation of a GenBank genome assembly. Lineage: Eukaryota; Viridiplantae; Streptophyta; Magnoliopsida; Malvales; Dipterocarpaceae.
UUAUUAUUUUGUAAAAUGCCUCAGACUGGAUGGUAAACGGUGGUUUUUUGGUUGAAACCACCUCCGAUUUUCUUCCCCAAUUCAAUUCAUCGUCUUCCCCUUGAUUUUCCUCACCCUUUUUUCUUCCAGAUGUGGUCGUUCAUCGCCCAUCACUUGCUCGCCUAAUAGAUCCAGGAACGCCGCAAAUCAAAUCUCAAAGUCUACCCCAAUCCGCCGGAAUAUGGCUCGAGUGGGUGGUGCUGGGCUACGCUACCGGUGUUGAAUAUCAUGGUGCUCGUCCUAAUGAUUUCUCCAGGAGAGAGAAAGAGACUUGCAGAGAACACAAGUUGGGCCAAAUUUGAGCUUCCAAUUUACGCGAUCCCCUUUUGAGCUUUCCUUUAGCCUUUUUCAAAGUUCUCGGUUGACUGCUCCACUUCAUUCAUCUUCUUUCCGUUUUCAUUAUUCGCUGCCAAAGCCACCGCCUUAGAUGUUUCAUUUAAACCAUUGAAAUAACUGAUCAUGUUCCCUUCCUCUCCAUUAUAGCUCCCUGCAAAGA